Molecule: messenger RNA, 705 nt
Organism: Didymodactylos carnosus
Lineage: Eukaryota; Metazoa; Rotifera; Eurotatoria; Philodinida; Philodinidae
Source: the annotation of a GenBank genome assembly
AUGUAUGGUGACAAUGAUAUAGUUGAUGAAAUAAAAGUAAUACAAAAAAUUGUUCAUGUAUUCAUAACAACAUUAAGAAUAUGUCUUUUAAAAUAUGAAAAUAAUAAUGAACUAUUAUGUGAAAAAAAUGUACAUUUAAUUGAAUUAAUAUCGUUAUUUCAUUAUUCACGUUUAUUUGUUGAUAAUGAACAAAUAGCAGAUAUUAUAAACAAAAAUGGUUUACAAUCAUAUAUCAAUUUACAUAAUAUUAUUUUUGAUGACAUACGUGAAUAUGAAUAUAAUAACUAUAUUUAUAUUAAUAAUAUGAUGAAUAACUUUCAUGUGGAGUAUUUUAAAAAUAUCAUUAUGAAUUCAAAAUAUUCUUCAAUUGAACAAUUAAACGUUAUUAGAAAUAAAUUAAAUGUAUGUGAUGUUAAAUUACCUAUACUUGGUGUAGCUGGAUUAAAUUAUGUCAUUUAUCAAGAUAAAGCAACAUUAACUGAACAUAAUUGGUCAAAAAUAACUACAGAUACAAGAUUACUUAUAAAUUUGAUUUAUAAAUUUUUUCAUAUAUUUGUACGAUCUUAUUCUAAUGAUUUUUCAUGUGGUACACCUCAUCGAGUUAAAUCUUUGGAAGGUGGAUAUUUGUUUGAGAAACAAGUUUUUGGUACAAUAAAAUAUAAUUUUUGGUAUAAUGCCAGUUGUUGUCAAUUGAUUUACAAGUGA